AUGGCCCUUGUCCUCAUUGCCACCGACACUGACGGUUUUGGUAUCCUCAAGUCACCCUCAGCAUUGAACAAUGGUGCCGUUAAAUACUCGCAACUCAAGAAUGGCGCAUCCCUCUGUGGAAAAUCAGUACAAAAUCACUGGCUGAUGGUGGAGCCUGAAGCGAGCUCCUCCCGCUCAAUUUUUGCGAGCCAUCACGCUUCUCGGCUAUCUGUUCUGAGUAGAACACAAUCAAGAGCAGUCUGGAACUAUCUUAAUAUCAUCAGAAUGGCUUGGAAGAUAAUCAUCAGUGGCGAUCAAUGGCGUUUGGUGGGCGCACCUUACCCAUUCCCCAACACCUUCACAGCGUAUGCUUUGCCACCGCCAUCACUGAUACAACAACAGGAGAACAGAGGUGAUGUUGGUACGCUUCGAUCGUGUGCUCUGGUGUGCCGAUCUUGGGCACCUAUUGCGCAGAGUUAUCUCUACGAAACACUACGCCUCAUCAUCAAAGUUUCCCCACCUUGUCGAUUCUCUCCCGUACCCCGCAUCACCCGAAUCACCCCAGAUGUUAGUUCCUUGCGUCGAAUAAGGUCAUCCCAACAUCUCACCGCAUUCAUCAAGACCGUAUCGUUAGAUAUCCAUCCAUCGAAGACCCCUUGGCCUGGUCUCUCAAGAUCGUCGAGGGUCCACUUCCAUCUGUCGGAACUCUUUCUUACUUUGACCAAUGUGCGACAUCUAAUCUACGUCAACGCGAUGCCUCAAACGCCGUUCCUCAAAAUCAUCUCGGCUCCUACGAUCAUCUUAACUUCACGCAAGCUCGUCUCUAUCUCAGUCGCCAACGCCCCGUUUGAUGACUUGUUCAUCUUACUGUUGCAUGCAACCAACAGGCCAAAAUUGUGUCUUGGAAAUAUCACUUUGAGUGGACCUAGAGAUGGGCUCCGCAUCCUUCACCGCUUAACGUUCAAAUCUCUAGCUGUGUACGGUGACCACAUGUCCCUAGCGGACGUCGGCUCUCCCCUGCACUCGGUUCUCGAGUUCGAGAAGCUGACACAACUUCAUAUCGCAUUUCGCAAGACAACGUCGUUUUUCGAAGAUAGUGGUGCUAUAUCCACAGCUGAGACAUUGAUUCGACGAUUCAAGGAUACGCUGGAGACUCUUACUUUAAAUAUGUAUCUCUAUGGUACGCCUCACAUUGGUGCCAAUUGGAUUCAGUUCUGGCUUCGCGCUGCCACAUACGGCGAUUGGUAG
This is a messenger RNA of Desarmillaria tabescens, 1227 nucleotides long. RefSeq lists its product as uncharacterized. The record is from RefSeq and is a predicted model, not a curated record. The transcript is spliced from 6 exons. The coding region runs from base 1 to 1227 and encodes 408 amino acids. Lineage: Eukaryota; Fungi; Basidiomycota; Agaricomycetes; Agaricales; Physalacriaceae.